AAAUUGACAAGCAGAUUUUCUGGGAGCCAUGCUUCCCUCUAAUAUCACCUCAACACAUCCAGCUACCUUUUUGUUGGUAGGAAUUCCUGGUUUGGAACACCUGCAUGUCUGGAUCUCCAUCCCCUUCUGCUUUGCUUAUACUCUGGCCCUGCUGGGAAACUGUACCCUUCUCUUCAUUAUCCGGGCUGAUGCAGCCCUCCAUGAGCCCAUGUAUCUCUUUCUGGCCAUGUUGGCAACCAUUGACUUGGUUCUUUCUUCUACAACGCUGCCCAAAAUGCUUGCCAUAUUCUGGUUCAGGGAUCGGGAGAUCAGCUUCUUUGCCUGUCUGGUCCAGAUGUUCUUCCUUCACUCCUUCUCCAUCAUGGAGUCAGCAGUGCUGCUGGCCAUGGCCUUUGACCGCUAUGUGGCCAUCUGCAAGCCACUGCACUAUACCACAGUCCUGACUAGGUCCCUCAUCACCAAGAUUGGCAUGGCUGCUGUGGUCCGGGCUGUGACACUAAUGACUCCACUCCCCUUCCUGCUGAGACACUUCCACUACUGCCGAGGCCCAGUGAUUGCCCAUUGCUACUGUGAACACAUGGCUGUGGUGAGGCUGGCAUGUGGGGACACCAGCUUCAACAAUAUCUAUGGCAUUGCUGUGGCCAUGUUUAUUGUGGUGUUGGACCUGCUCUUUGUUAUCCUGUCUUAUGUCUUCAUCCUUCAGGCAGUUCUCCAGCUUGCCUCUCAGGAGUCCCGCUACAAGGCAUUUGGGACAUGCGUGUCUCACAUAGGUGCCAUCCUGUCCACCUACACUCCGGUAGUCAUCUCUUCAGUUAUGCACCGUGUAGCCCGCCAUGCUGCCCCUCACGUCCACAUACUCCUUGCUAUUUUCUAUCUCCUUUUCCCACCCAUGAUCAAUCCUAUCAUCUAUGGAGUCAAGACCAAGCAGAUUCAUGAUUAUAUGCUCAGUCUAUUCCAGAGAAAGAACAUGUAGAUGGAUAGUUCUCUUUUUUUAGCCCCUGGGUCAAGUAAUGAGAAUGCUGGAUUGGGGUUAAGAGGAAAAAUCUAAAUAGGAAAAUUGCUGAAUGUCUUUGACAAUUCUCUAGUAUGACAAGGAAAAUGAGGUUUCAUUCCUCACAGAUCUAUGAGUCAGGUCAAACCAGGAGUGCACCUAUAGUCUGGUCUGAUAGUAGAGGUUUGACCUUCCCAUUGUCAUAGACUCAUCACAUGGCUAAGGAAGACAGACCUCUCAAAGUGAUAUUGUAAUCUAGGUGAAAGACAGUAGGAAUAUUGGCUGAGAUUGGCCCAAACAGCUGAGUCACCCAAACAGGUGACUUCUUUAUCCAGGUAUGAGUGAGGAAAUGAACCACAAACUUUGUGACCCCAAAACCAUUAUUCCUUUUAGUACUAAAAUUACCCCCAUGUCUUUUCUGACAAGUACCCUCCACCCUUUGCCACUCUUUUUAUAGCCUACUAUUCCCCAAUUUUAUUUCUACAGUUAGCUCCAUUUAUAAGUAGAUAUAUUUCUUCCAUUAAGUCAAUUCCUUUUUUACUUCCUUCCUGAUAGACAUGGCCAAUUCUUUUAGUGAACACUUAUCAAAAGAGUCCUCUGAUGUUCCUUUUUAUCAAUUUAUAUUAUCCUGUAUCUAGCUUUUCACAUGCAUGUCCUUUGCUUCCAAAAUACUUAGUAAUAUUUAUUAAAUGAAUGGAUAGAAGAGCUGAAUACCAUCUUUGAACUAUAGACCAUGAAAACAGAAAUAACACCAUUCCCUCUUGAAGCUGAGACUUCUGAAAAUAAGAAAAUAGAAUACAGUCACACACUGCAUAAUGAAGUUUUGGUCAGUGAUGGGUCACCUAUAUGAUGGUGAUUGCAUAAUAUUAUAGUACCAUAUAUAUACUGUAUUUUUUUAAACUUUUAAGUUACAUGUACAGG
Molecule: messenger RNA, 1912 nt
Organism: Cercocebus atys (sooty mangabey)
Lineage: Eukaryota; Metazoa; Chordata; Mammalia; Primates; Cercopithecidae
Product: olfactory receptor 52K1
Exons: 1
Coding region: 29-973 (314 amino acids)
Biological process (GO): G protein-coupled receptor signaling pathway
Cellular component (GO): membrane
Molecular function (GO): G protein-coupled receptor activity; olfactory receptor activity
Source: RefSeq, a predicted model, not a curated record